Bombina bombina (fire-bellied toad) is the source of this 3956-nucleotide messenger RNA. Its product is annotated as cytochrome P450 1B1. The transcript is spliced from 3 exons. Lineage: Eukaryota; Metazoa; Chordata; Amphibia; Anura; Bombinatoridae. Gene Ontology annotation, molecular function: iron ion binding; steroid 17-alpha-monooxygenase activity; heme binding. Bases 594 to 2213 code for a protein of 539 amino acids. The record is from RefSeq and is a predicted model, not a curated record. Gene Ontology annotation, biological process: hormone biosynthetic process; progesterone metabolic process.
AUGUGAACAUGUAGAGUGUGAGCUAUUCACUGCAAGUUGCAAGUGCCAAGUAGCAGGGUCCAAUAGGGAGAGGCUGGGCGGUGACCACACAUUCUGGAGGGACCUGAUGGGGAGGAACCACUCACAUCACUUGGGACUUCUUAUAAAGGGUAAUACGGAAAAGUAAAAUAUUAAGUGCCAUUUACUUUGACUCCAAUGAAGACCUGCAACAUGAAUAUCUGCAUUGAGACCCUAUCCAGCACAUCAUCCACAAAUGCAUCCUUAAUAAGAUAUCUAGAACUCAAAGGGGAUAUUAAAAGCAUCAUUAAUCUGACAGCAUAGCAAUAUAAUUUAGCUUCUAUUUAGUGACAUACGGAGGCAUGUGACUUGAUAUUUUAAGUCUGGGGAUCUAUGCAUUACCUGAGCAAAAUAGAAAAGAUCAACUAUCUUUUCGUCAUUUUGAAUAGAUAAAUUAUUUGUUUGCUAUUCACUGCCAGCAAUGACUGAUUAAACUAGCCCUGAAUCUGAUUUGACCAUAAACAACUGACUUGGAAUAUAUCUUAUACUACUGAAGAAUCCCUUUUUUGUCCAGAUCUCCUAUCAAUAUCUUGAAGAUGUAUGCGGAGCUGUCUCUUCACAACCUGUUGUUGACAUUUCUGUGCAUCCUCACAGUUAUUUAUUGCUGGAAGUGGAUUCAGUUUUGGGUCAUCCCCAGAUGGUCCAAAUCCUGUUACCCACCGGGACCUUUUCCUUGGCCAUUGAUCGGCAAUGCUAUGCAGAUAGGCAAGUCUCCUCACCUCACCUUUGUUGACUUAUCCAAGAAGUAUGGUGAAAUAUUUCAAAUCAAGUUGGGCAGUAUGAAGGUUGUGGUGCUGAAUGGGGAUAGAGUCAUCCGAUAUGCUCUUCUACAUAAAGGAGCAGACUUUGCAGGUCGCCCCAAAUUUCCUUCCUUUAAUGCUGUAUCUGGAGGUCGCAGCUUGGCAUUUGGCUUUUAUAAUGAGAGGUGGAGGGCACACCGUAAGGUGGCACAGUCUACAGUGAGAGCAUUCUCUACUGCCAACCCUCAAACAAAGCGCAGUCUUGGACAACAUGUUCUGAACGAAGCCAGUGAACUUAUCAGACUAUUCUCUAAACUUGGAGAAGAUGGGAGAUAUUUCUGUCCUGGGAGACAUUUAAUAGUGGCUGUGGCCAAUGUGAUGAGUGCUAUAUGUUUUGGUAGAAGAUACAGUCAUGAAGACCUGGAGUUUCAAGCACUACUUAGCAAUAAUGACAAGUUCAGUAAGACAGUGGGGGCUGGAAGCUUGGUGGAUGUCAUGCCCUGGCUCCAGUACUUCCCAAACCCAGUGAGAACGGUCUUCAGAAACUUCCAGCAGGUAAAUAAAGAAUUCUACAGCUUUGUCCACUGCAAGUUCUUACAGCAUCGCAGCACAGUUACCUCUGGGUCUACCAGAGACAUGAUGGAUGCCUUCAUACACAUCUUAUUAGAAAAGAGUGUUAGUAACGGUGGCGAAAAAAAGGUGGUGAAGAGCAACCAUCAGGGAUUCCAACUGCUGGAGACAGAUCAUGUCCCAGCCACCGUCACUGAUAUCUUUGGUGCUAGCCAGGAUACUUUGUCCACAGCUCUUCAGUGGCUCAUAUUCUUCCUCAUCAGGUUUCCAAAGAUUCAGAUCAAAAUGCAAGAAGAAGUGGAUACGGUUAUUGGCAGAGAUCGCUUGCCUUGCGUUGAUGAUCAGCCAAAUUUACCAUAUAUCAUGGCUUUUCUUUAUGAAUUAAUGAGGUUUAGCAGUUUUGUUCCAGUCACUAUUCCUCAUGCAACCACAAAAGAUACAGAUUUAAUGGGCUACAAAAUUCCCAAAGAUACCGUGGUGUUUGUCAAUCAAUGGUCAGUAAAUCAUGAUCCAGAGAAAUGGUCGAAACCAGAGGAAUUUAACCCGUCUAGAUUCCUAGAUGUAAAUGGGUUUCUCAAUAAAGACCUGGCGAGCAACGUGAUGAUCUUCUCAGUUGGCAAAAGAAGGUGUAUUGGUGAAGAGUUAUCUAAAGUGCAACUCUUCCUCUUUGCAUCAAUCUUAGUCCAUCAGUGCACCUUCACGGCAGAUCCUUCUGCCAUUCUAAAUCUGAAUUGUGACUAUGGGCUGAGCAUCAAACCUAAGCCUUUCAUGAUUAGCAUGACACUUCGAGAUGGCAACAUGGACUUACUAGAUAAUACUGUACUCUCAAUGAGAAAUGAAGAGUAGGCUGCUACAUACACUGGACAUAUGGACCAAAAUAUUAAACUGAGAUCCGUAAUUCUUGCCUUUUAUUAUGUCAACAGAUUAACCAUUUAUAAUAUUAAAACAAACUUUUAAAUCAUAUUUCCUGUAACAUGUGAACUGCUGUAAUGCACUGAUAUAUUGAUAUUUGUUUUUUGUAUAUGAAUAGUUCAAUAAAGCUAUAUAUUUUAGUAACAUAAUACAAUUCUACCUAGAGCACUUCAAAUGACACUUGGAGAAUAAUAUAAAUUUAAAAGCUACAAGCAAGUGUCAAAAUUAAAUAUUCAUGGUUCAGAUAGAACACAUAGUUUAAAGAGACUUUUUAAUGAACUUCUAUUGUCAGACUUACUUUGUUUUCUUGCAUUAGACACAAAAGAAGCAUGGGAAAAAGUCCCAUUCUAGAAUACACUUAUAGCACUCAUUAUAGGCAUAGAAAUGUGGAUAAUAAUCAACAUGAACUAUUGGUAAUGUUAUUAGGUACCUGUACUAUUAGUACAUAGACUCUCUUUAAUUCUUGAGGUUCAUUAGUGUUACUAUUACCUAUAUAGUGUAACCUACAUGUGAUUUGGAUCAAUAUGACUUUGAGAUCCAUCAAGGUUCACAUAUAAUAUAUAUGCAAUUGAACCUCUAUAACCACAAAUUUUGAUUGCAAGGUACUAUAUCAUCCUAGUAGGAGCAUUGUUUUUAAGUUGCACAUCCCUAUAUUUUAAAUCUCCUAUUUUUUAUGUGUUCCCAAUAAAAGUUAUGUUUUAUCCUGACCUGAGACCUUGAGUUUCCUUUGUUGAUCAUUUCCAAAUUCGAUUAUUAUCCACAUUUCUAUGCCUAUAAUGAGUGCUAUAAGUGUAUUCUAGAAUGGGACUUUUUCCCAUGCUUCUUUUGUGUCUAAUCAUUGAUUCAAUACACAGCACCACUGACCCCAGUUAUAACUUAGCAUAAAAGCUACUUAAUACCACGAGGGUACAGUCAUAGUGUAUUACAUCACAGGGUAGUGCCAUUGAACCCCCUUUUUCUCUAUCUUGUUUUCUUGCAUACCUAUGUAGGCUCGGGAUUCAGAAACAGAAAGACACAACUCUUAGCUGAUGAUUGGGGGCUAUGCACAUAUACCUCAGCAGAUGUGUUUAGCUAGUGGAUUGCUGCGUAAGAGCUGACUUUAACUAUGUGUUUAACCUAUUUGCUUGGGUUAAACGCACAGGGGUUGAUUCCAAUCCUUGAUAAGAAAAACUUAUCAACUAAUUUAUGUUCAAAAAAAUCCCCCUAGACUUUAAAAGUGAUUUUUUUCAGAAAAUCAUUAGAUACAUUUUUUUCUAAAAAAUUGGAAUCAGCCUAUAGUUAUAUUCAAGCAAUAGCAAAAUAGUAAAAUAGAGCAUUUUAUUUUUGGACUUUAAUGUCCCUUUAUGAAUACCAACUAGCUAAUAAAGAAUUGAAAUUACAGAAUCAUUGUGUUUAUAUUGUAUUGCAAAAUGGUAAAAUAACGUGACCCACUAAUAAUAUACACCUAUAAAUCAGUAUGGGAAUAUACAUUUUCCUCAAUAAUUAAUGCCAGCAUGCCAGGUGCUCAUCUACCAAUCAAAGAACAAUAACCAAAACAAUACCCACGCUUACAGACAAAUUAUGUGGCAUGCUCUGUUCUUAACUGAAAUGUGUAUUGUAUAACAAAUAGUUUGAAUAAGUUGCUUUUCUUUGAAAAAAAAUGGACAAAUAAAAAAAAUAAAAAUAAAUGAAUAAUUA